Molecule: messenger RNA, 1960 nt
Organism: Xiphophorus couchianus (Monterrey platyfish)
Lineage: Eukaryota; Metazoa; Chordata; Actinopteri; Cyprinodontiformes; Poeciliidae
Product: granzyme A-like
Exons: 5
Coding region: 874-1650 (258 amino acids)
Biological process (GO): proteolysis
Molecular function (GO): serine-type endopeptidase activity
Source: RefSeq, a predicted model, not a curated record
UUUCUCUAACCUCUAUUAUAUAAGAAAUGUGCUCUUAUAUUGUAGUCAUGUCAACAUAUCAAUUAGGUGUGGGGGAGUGUGUGCGUGUGUGUGAUCCUGUAUCUCUUUGUGAUGGACUGGUGACCUGUUCAGGAUGUAUUCUGCCCCUCACCAAAUGAGUGCUGCAUGCUGCAGAUAGGUACUACCGUCCCCAUGAUGCUGCAAGGAUAACAGCAGGCAUAGAAAAUGGGUGGAAUAAACAGUGGUUGGGGGCUGUUGUUGGAAAAUACAACUUUUUGUGGCACUUAAUAAAAAUCUGAAGGAGGUAAAUAUAUGAUUUGAAUUGGGGCACCUGCAACCUGGUGGCUUAUGCCAUAUUCAAAUGUUAGCUAAGCCUCUGUCAUGACACAUUAAGUAAUAUAAGAGGUUUCUAUUUUAAGAGGUGUCAAACACAAGAACACAAGAGUAAAAAAAUGUAAAGUAAAAUCUUAUGCAAAAUAUUAGACUUUAUAAACAGACCCUCUCCCAAAUGGUCAAAAUGUAUGAAGUCUUUGCAUGCAACAGUAGGUACCUUAUUUUUGAAAAGAGAACAUCGCAACGCCUUAAACCCCUCCCCCUGAUCUUAGCAGUUUGUUCCCACAUCUGCACUCACCUACACUCUGAUGUGCAUGAUGUUGAAAACCCACAUCAUGCUGACUAACUUGGUUCUGAUCAGUACUGGUAAAUUUCACCACAGGCUUCAGGCUGACGGUGUGCUGCAAAUCAUUUUGUCCAUUUCGCUGACUCGUGCAUUUCCAUGGUCAGACCACAUCCUUUGAGAAAAACACAUAAAGGGCAGGGUGAUUGUCUCCAGUUGCACAUUCACCACCAGAUCAAAGAUAGAAAUAAGAGGAAAUGUUGUCUCUGAGGGGUUUCGUUGCUUUCAUCUCCUGUGUCUUCUUCUUUUCUUUCAACUCAAGUUAUGGUUCUGAGAUUAUUGAUGGGAAUGAAGUGGAGCCCCACUCACUGCCCUACAUGGCUCUGCUGGAGUCAAACGUACCGACCUGUGGAGGAAUAUUAAUUGAUCCCAACUGGGUCCUGACAGCAGCACACUGCAAAGAUGUUAAGACUGUACUGCUGGGGGUGCACUCUAUCAAAGAAAAGGAAAAGGAAAAACAAUACAGGCAGGUCCGAAGUGUGUCAAAACACAUCAUCCAUCCCUGCUAUGAUGAGGAUGAAAAACUCAAUGACCUCAUGUUGAUCAAGAUAAACAAGCCAGCGAAAAAAACCAAAUGGGUUCAAAGUCUUAAGUUGCCAACUGCUGUAAAAGAGCCAGCAACCGAUUCCGUCUGCAUGGUGGCUGGAUGGGGAAAAACAAACAACGUUGGCAAAAUGUCUGACGUCCUGAUGUCCGUCAAUGUGACGGUAAUCGACAGAGAGAAGUGCAACUCUCCAGAUUAUUACAACCUUAAGCCGUAUAUUAGCAAGAACAUGCUUUGUGCCGGGUCAGAUGGUCAAAACAAUGCCGACACCUGUCAGGGGGAUUCGGGAGGACCAAUACUGUGCAAAAAAGUUCUAGUUGGAGUCACAUCAUUUGGGAAGUUUUGUGGCUUAAAAAAGAAACCUGGAGUUUACUCUUUCCUGUCAGAAAGGCAUCUUAACUGGAUCAAGAAGGCAAUGAAGACACAUUAAACUGAAUAACUCAUAUCUAUAUUGUACUGUUAAGUUCUCACAAUCCCUUUUCUGUCUUCUGUAUGUAUUUAUUUAUUUGGUUUUUACUUUAAAAUAUUUUAUACAAAUAGAAAACAUAUCCGGUCUUGACUCAUUACAGUAAAUAAAACUUUAAAGGAGAAGAAGUUAUUGUUGGCAAAUUAAAAUAAAUGGGCAAAAGUAUAAAAUAGACACUUUCCUCUCCUCCCUCAGUCUCCUUUUAGAAACAGGAAAAGCACUGAAAGAAAAAAAACAAAAAAAAACAUAUUAUAAAGCUUUUCAGAUGUCUCAC